Messenger RNA from Impatiens glandulifera, 477 nucleotides. RefSeq lists its product as uncharacterized. The record is from RefSeq and is a predicted model, not a curated record. Lineage: Eukaryota; Viridiplantae; Streptophyta; Magnoliopsida; Ericales; Balsaminaceae. The coding region runs from base 1 to 477 and encodes 158 amino acids. The transcript has a single exon.
AUGGUUUACAGCCCUAACCUCCUAUCUACUACAAUUCGGUUUUAUAGCAUCUCUCGCCGACCCCUCUCUCUUCAUUUACAAAAAAAUGGCGAUCUCCUAUAUGCACUUGUUUAUAUCGAUGACAUUAUCGUAACUGGUCCUUCACCUGAUUUUGUCUCGGUUUUUAUUUCCAAGUUUGCCAGACGCUUUUCUCUCAAGGACUUGGGGCAACUUUCCUUCUUCUUAGGGGUGGAAGUACAACACAACACUUCUGGUCUCCUUCUCUCCCAAAGAAAGUACAUACACGACCUCCUUCAACGUCAUGACAUGCUUGACUGCAAACCAUCAACUACCCCUAUGCUUGCUCACCCUCAACUGCUACAAAAUACCUCCACACCUCCAUGUGAUCCUACUACUUAUCGUUCUGCUGUUGAAAGCCUCCAAUACUUAUACCUCACACGUCCUGACAUUGCUUACUCUGUCAACAAGUUAGCCUAG